AUGCAGAUCUUCGUGAAGACCCUCACCGGGAAGACGAUCACCCUCGAGGUGGAGUCUUCGGACACGAUCGACAACGUUAAGGCCAAGAUCCAGGACAAGGAAGGCAUCCCCCCGGACCAGCAGAGGCUGAUCUUCGCCGGCAAGCAGCUGGAGGACGGCCGCACCCUCGCCGACUACAACAUCCAAAAGGAGUCCACCCUCCACCUGGUGCUCCGCCUGAGGGGAGGUAUGCAGAUCUUCGUGAAGACCCUCACCGGGAAGACGAUCACCCUCGAGGUGGAGUCUUCGGACACGAUCGACAACGUUAAGGCCAAGAUCCAGGACAAGGAGGGCAUCCCCCCGGACCAGCAGAGGCUGAUCUUCGCCGGCAAGCAGCUGGAGGACGGCCGCACCCUCGCCGACUACAACAUUCAAAAGGAGUCCACCCUCCACCUGGUGCUCCGCCUGAGGGGAGGUAUGCAGAUCUUCGUGAAGACCCUCACCGGGAAGACGAUCACCCUCGAGGUGGAGUCUUCGGACACGAUCGACAACGUUAAGGCCAAGAUCCAGGACAAGGAAGGCAUCCCCCCGGACCAGCAGAGGCUGAUCUUCGCCGGCAAGCAGCUGGAGGACGGCCGCACCCUCGCCGACUACAACAUCCAAAAGGAGUCCACCCUCCACCUGGUGCUCCGCCUGAGGGGAGGUAUGCAGAUCUUCGUGAAGACCCUCACCGGGAAGACGAUCACCCUCGAGGUGGAGUCUUCGGACACGAUCGACAACGUUAAGGCCAAGAUCCAGGACAAGGAGGGCAUCCCCCCGGACCAGCAGAGGCUGAUCUUCGCCGGCAAGCAGCUGGAGGACGGCCGCACCCUCGCCGACUACAACAUUCAAAAGGAAUCCACCCUCCACCUGGUGCUCCGCCUCCGUGGUGGACAGUAA
This is a messenger RNA of Spirodela intermedia, 918 nucleotides long. The record is from the annotation of a GenBank genome assembly. Lineage: Eukaryota; Viridiplantae; Streptophyta; Magnoliopsida; Alismatales; Araceae.